AUGAUAGUUAAUGUGGAGAGUCAAAGAGGGAUUGGACAUAGUCAUGUUACAGGAAUGACUAAUGAUGCCAGUGACACUAAUGCUCUUAUGACCAAUAGAAUCCAACCUACUAUGGCUAACAGAAUUCAAACAGCUGGUCCUGCUGCUUGCUGGUCUAACAGAAGUGUUUAUAGUGGUUAUCACAACAGUUUCAGGUCUAGGACUAAUAGUUCUGAUAAGUCACAUCUUUACUGUGAGCUUUGCAAGAAUAAAGGUCAUACAAAGGAUAUUUGUUUCAAACUGCAUGGUUAUCCAGUUCAUUUCAAGUUCAAGAAGAAAGGAGGACCUGUAAACUCAUAUGCUAACAAUGCAAUGACCACAGAAGAUCAAUACCAGUCAAACUACUCUAAUGCACCUGGUUUCACUCCUAGUUCAGGAUCAAAUAGUUCAGUACCAAACACACCUAUGUCAUUCUUUACUCAGGAGCAACACUCUCAUAUCAUGCAAAUGCUCAAGGUAAAUGAUCAUGAACCUAUUGCAAACAGUGCCAGGUUGAACUCAGGAGCUAGAUCUUCAAGGAACACACCAGGUACAUCUGCUACUGGAAGGCUUAGAGUGCUGGAUGUGAAAGAUAAGAACAAGGUGAAUUUACCAAAUGGUAAACCGGUAGAUAUCAGCCACAUUGGUGAUGACAUCUCCAUUGGAAAAGUGUUAAGAAUUGGUAGAGAGGAUGAUGGCCUCUAUAUCUUACAGGCAGAUCAAUCAGAACUCAGUUUAACACUGGGGGUGAAGUGUUUGAGAACUGAUAAUGGAACUGAGUUCCUCAAUGAACAAGUUAGUUCCUUACUCAAAGAUCAUGGUAUGCUCCAUCAGACCUCUUGUGUGUACACACCCCAACAGAAUGGGGUGGUGGAAAGGAGGCAUAGAACCAUCUUGGACAUGGCUAGAGCUUUAAGAUUUCAAGCUCAUAUGCCCUUGAAAUUCUGGGGUCAUUGUGUCUCCACUUCUGUCUACUUGCUAAAUAGGUUGCCUAGUCAAGCUCUAUAUGGUCUAUCUGCUUAUGAAAAAUUGUUUCAAACUGCUCCAUUAAUAGAUCACUUAAAAGGAUACAUACUGUUUGAUCUAACUUUUAAAGAUAUCUUUGCUAGUAGAGACACAGUCUUUGAAGAAGAUAUUUUUCCUUUCAAAUCCACUCAAUCUGAUAUUUCCCCUAUCUUUCCUAUCUUAACUCUUACUUCUGAUGAUGAAGGUGUUUCUUCCUUCUCUUAUACUCCUCCAGUCCUAUCCUCUCCACCUGACUCUCUUAGCCAUGACACUGAUCAUACUGUACCCUCACUAGAUCUUGUUUCUUCUCCUACUUCACCUUGUGUUGUUCUUCCUCCUACUUUUCCUUCUGUUCUUUCUGAUGAUGUGAGAAAAUCCUCUAGAUCCAUCAAACCUCCUGCCUGGAUGACUGACUAUGCCAUGCCUUCUAAACCUAGAACUUCUGCACAUAUUUUUGCUAGUUUUGUUUCUUAUGAUCAUUUAUCCCCUCAUCACAAAGCAGCUCUAACUGCUUUCUCUGUUAUUUUUUAA
This is a messenger RNA of Lycium barbarum (goji berry), 1554 nucleotides long. RefSeq lists its product as uncharacterized. The coding region runs from base 1 to 1554 and encodes 517 amino acids. Gene Ontology annotation, biological process: DNA integration. NCBI's taxonomy places the organism in Eukaryota, Viridiplantae, Streptophyta, Magnoliopsida, Solanales, Solanaceae. The transcript has 5 exons. The record is from RefSeq and is a predicted model, not a curated record. Gene Ontology annotation, molecular function: nucleic acid binding.